Sparassis crispa is the source of this 732-nucleotide messenger RNA. RefSeq lists its product as uncharacterized. The transcript has 6 exons. Gene Ontology annotation, cellular component: multivesicular body. NCBI's taxonomy places the organism in Eukaryota, Fungi, Basidiomycota, Agaricomycetes, Polyporales, Sparassidaceae. The record is from RefSeq and is a predicted model, not a curated record. Bases 1 to 732 code for a protein of 243 amino acids. Gene Ontology annotation, biological process: vesicle budding from membrane; late endosome to vacuole transport via multivesicular body sorting pathway.
AUGGAGCGUCACUUGGCACUCUGUUACGGGACCUGCUACCUCUUCAGUCUUCACCUCAUCCACCAUCUACCCCUUCGUCCCGUUGUCCCUAUGAACCGCAUAUUUGGCACGUCUGCAAGCAAGAAGCCAAAGCCAUCAUUGCAAGAUGCGAUCUCAUCCACAGAUACGCGGAUGGCCUCCAUCGAGGUAAAGAUCAAGAAACUGGAUGGCGAGCUGGCAAGAUACAAGGAGCAGAUGAGCAAGCUGCGUAACGGGCCUGGCAAGAACGCCAUACAGGAACGUGCGCUCAGAAUACUGAAGCAGAAACGCAUGUAUGAAUCCCAGCUUGCCCAGCUGACGCAGCAAACCUUCAACAUGGAGUCUGCUGCGCUCGCGACCGAGAACUUGCGGAACACAAUGGCGACGGUGGAUGCUAUGAAGCAAGCAAACAAGGAGCUCAGAAAGCAGUACGGAAAAUUUGACAUCGACAAAAUAGAGAGCAUCCAUUACGACAUGGAGGAUCUACUGGAACAAGCGAACGAAAUCCAAGAGUCAUUAGGCCGGUCGUACGCGGUACCGGACGAGGUCGAUGAGGCAGACCUUCAGGCUGAAUUGGAUGCCCUGGAACUAGAGGAAGAAACGGAGGGCCCAUCAUACCUGGCAGAUCUUGACAAAGCACCGGAUUUUAUCGACGAGGCACCUCAAGAGGUUGGAGAGAUGGAAAACAAGGAGGCCGUGAAGACAACAGCGUAG